Messenger RNA from Aureobasidium melanogenum CBS 110374, 1686 nucleotides. RefSeq lists its product as uncharacterized. NCBI's taxonomy places the organism in Eukaryota, Fungi, Ascomycota, Dothideomycetes, Dothideales, Saccotheciaceae. The record is from RefSeq and is a predicted model, not a curated record. The transcript has 5 exons. Bases 1 to 1686 code for a protein of 561 amino acids. Gene Ontology annotation, biological process: fatty acid metabolic process. Gene Ontology annotation, molecular function: NAD+ binding; oxidoreductase activity, acting on the CH-OH group of donors, NAD or NADP as acceptor.
AUGCCUGCAAUUAACGAACCCCCUCAAUGGACCGCUCCUGUUAAUUACCAGUCAAGAAAGGUCGUUGUGCUGGGUGGUGGAGUGUUGGGAAGGCGCAUAGGCUACAAUGCCGUCAUCCGCGACACGAACCAAGCUCAAUGUGAUGCUGCUCUGCAGUACAUCAAAGAUAAUGUAACGACCUUUGCAACCAAAGCUACUACUUACAGAUCUCCCGGAAAGGCUUCCGCAACACUCGAUUUGGAAGUAGCAAUCAAGGAUGCAUGGAUUGUAUUCGAAUGCGUACCUGAAAUUCUCAAUCUCAAGAUUGAUGUCUUUGCCGAACUCGAGAAGCUGGCACCCAAAGACUGCAUUCUUGCAUCCAAUUCAUCAUCCUACAAGUCGACCGGAUUGAGUCCUUAUGUCGCUGUCAAGGAGUCAACUGGAUUCUUAUUUAACCGUAUUUGGGCAGCCAUUAAGCGUGAGUGCUUGAUGGUUAUGGCCGAGGGUGUUUCAACACCUGAACAGAUCGACAAGGCGUGGAUGGAGAUACUGGGCUGCAAUUUUGGACCGUGCAUGUCGAUGGACAGUGUCGGACUUGAUACGGUCGCCUUGAUUGAGAAACACUAUAUCCAAGAGCGAGGCCUCAACUCAGCAUUAACUGUUGACUUCCUGCAGGAGCACUACCUCGAUCAUGGAAAACUAGGGAUGAAGAGCGACAAGGGUGGGUUAUAUGCCCCUCAGCCAUCUAAGCCCCAGCCUCCUCUAGCUGCCCAGGCACCACAAAAGAAGUUGAUCGUUCUCGACACGGGACUAGGUCAACCCCUGGCUGGUAAAGCACCGGCAGACAUCAUCUCCUGCGGACGCUUGAUAGAGGUAUCUCUCGAUAAUCAGGCACGGUGUGUCCUCAGCGAAGGUCUUCCACUGCCAGACGGCGUGGCAGCGCACAACGGCAAACUUUACUACACAAACAUGGGUAUGCCCAGCCUCAACAACGGCAGUGUAUGCUCUCUCAAUCUCGAUGGCACAAAUCCUACUACCAUCGUGCCUCCAGGCAAGAUAUUCACUCCAAAGCAACUCAGCAUUGAUACCACUGUAAACAAACUGUACAUUGCUGAUCGCGAGGGCUGCAAAAUCUGGCACUGCAAUACUGAUGGCUCAGGUCUCGAGGUCCUCAUCGACUCAGCCAGAGACUCUCAUGAAGACGAUGCUACUCCUGGGGAUAUCAUGGAUCAAUGCAUCGGCAUCACCAUCGCACCUUCCCUCGGGAAAAUUUUCUGGACUCAAAAGGGCCCUGCGAAAGGAAACUGCGGCCGCAUUUUCAGCGCUUCCAUCAACUUUCCAGACAACAGUACAGCCGCCACACGUACAGAUGUCUCACUUGUCGCCGACAAGCUACCUGAAUGCAUUGAUCUCGAAUACAUCGCCGAAACAAAUACACUCUACUGGACAGACCGGGGCGAAGUGCCUUUUGGAAAUUGCCUCUACAAGGCUGCUUUGACUGAACAAGGUACCCUAGCCGAGAAGCCUCAGGUCUUGGCCCAGAACUUCAACGAAGCCAUUGGAUUGAAGGUCGAUAUCGAUGCCAACUGCAUCUAUGUUUCGGACCUGGGAGGUUCUGUGUGGAAAGUUGAGGAUAAUGGCAGCGGAAAGAAGCAAAGGAUAUUGGAUGAGCAGACAUCGUGCUUCACAGGUUUGACGAUUGUGUAG